AUAAUUGUCAUGUUUAAUAUAUAUUGUCAACAUUUUUGCCCAGGCUAUAACCCAAGACAUACCAGCCUAAAGCAUGGGUGAAUAUACCUGCUUUGUACUGUUUGGGUUCUUUCCUUUUGAUGUGUUAUGCGCGAUUGAUUGUCCUCUUUAUGUAACUUUUUUCCUGUUCGGCGGGGGACAUGGCAGUCUUUGACUGGCUAUUUUUGAAAAGUGUCAAUUUAUUCUUAUCUUGCGGAUUUAUUUAUUUUAUUCAUUUUCUUAUAUAAAACUAGGUAUAGUCAAAAAGAAACUACUCAAGUAAGAAAUACAAUUAAAUCACGUAGUGAAAAUACGCGUAAGCAUAACUUUUAGGAUAAAUAUAGGAAGUUUUAGAAAAUAAAAAAAUAAUCUGAAGCGCUCGGCCGUUGUAAAUUUAGAGGGCUCCAAAAAAGACCAAACGCCUAAAUUCGAACAAGAACAUGAAUGGAAAUCGUAUCAAAAUCGCCUGAAGUUGUAAUCGUUAACACACACUCAUAGGAAAAUAAUAUAGUGAUUGACAUGUUUUCUCAGGCUGGUUUACUUUUGACGUUAAUACAUAAUUAGACUCUAUUCACGUUAACAUGCAAAUAUCAUCCACAUCAAAGUCAUGGCCAUUCAGAAGUAUUUAUUGUACACUUAAAAAGUUGUCAGUUGUACUCGUAAGUGUCUAUGAAAAUAAUACUUCACUUAUACUAAACUAAGAUAAAGACACUUGACAGAUUGGAAGGAACAAAUAUCUGAGAUAGAAGAACAGACAAUGAAAGUUCGUUCAAAUGGAAUAUCACACUCUCCUACUUCCUGUCCUUGAAAAUACACUUGACCAAGGCCAAUACAGAAACCACGAGAUGAAGGCAAUGGGCGACAAUUUACCGCCGCCACAUAAUACGUGAUGAUUUCUACAUUGGUAUUUCGAUUGUAUACUAUAAUCUUAAAUCAUCACUUACCCGUAUUUAGCACAAACUUAAGUUAUAUCUUGGUUUAUCUAUAAAAUAUGUAUAUUUGUACUUCAAAUUGGAUAUACAUCAAUCAAAUAGAAGACAUGAAAUUUGUAAUGAUAUAUAUUUAUUCUUUUACUAAUACCACUAUCGUUUCUCUUUUCCUUGAACAAAGACAUGUAAAAAGAAAUCUGGGCAAAUUCAGAGCUAUUUGAAUCUAUCACAACAUGGAAGAUGACAUUGUUGGUUAAAAUUAAUUAUGUAAUCAGAAUUCAUACAGUCAUAGAAAGAAAGUUCCUUCUUUGAGCGCUUCGUGAAACUUUUUCUAUUGUAUAUCUUACGCAUGUCCUCUACAGGAACUAUAUUGUAUGGUUUCAUACAUUUUAGAACAAAUAGAAUGUUUGCUCACGAUCUUUGUUCUCGUGAUAGUAUUCUAUUGCCAUGCAAAAUCGGGUAUGUAACAUGUUUAUGUGCUGUUAAAUCUUGCACACAGAAUCUAACUUGAAAUGGCCAUAUUGCCAUAUUAUUUUAUUUUUGUUUAAACAAAUAAUUAGGCGGACAGGAAUAAGGGGCCCGCAUAUCUUUAUUGCUAGUAAUGAAAGUUUAUUUGAACGUAUAUGUGAAGUGUUUGUUUGUAAUUAAGCCUAGUUAUAAAUCAGUUUGGUAGAUUGUUAUUGUUGUUGCUACUAUGAUAAAUUAAAAUAAAAGAGAUAUUCUUCACGGACAAAGUUACUUUGGGCUGGUACAAUGGAGAAGGUGUUUGUGUUUAGCCUGUCGGUGUUUCUGAUUGUUAUGCUGGCUUCGUUGGUAUAUACUCAAGGAACAAACGUUGCUAUCGGUCAGAAUGCCAGCCAAUUACAGACUUUGGAAUUUAAUGGGUUCAACUGGACAGCGGACAAUGUUGUAGAUAACUGUACAUUGCAAGACGACCCUGACAAUCAACAAUGUUGUGGCGCAUCAACAGAUAUAGGUAAUGCUAAUUAUAUCCGAGUGGAUUUCGACAAAGCUUACAACAUCAGUACAAUCGUUAUAUACGGAAGAGGAGAUACUGAAACCCAGACAAAGGAUUUCCUGGUACAUAUUGUGAACGAGAGCGGAGUAGAGGUCCUGGUAUAUGACAACACGUGCUGUGACUAUGGUAACGGAAUAUUCACCAUACCUGUGAAUGAUACGGCUGUUCUAUCAAUCGUCCUUACCAGACCUAAUAAUGCCAUACUGACUGUGUGCGAGAUACAGGCUUUCCAAACAAUGGAAGAUGUCAUCUCACCAUCAGCAGUCACUGUAACAUCUACAACAGUAAAUACAACAAUGAACGGAAAUCCAAAUGCUGCACCAGGCAUGUUUAGACAUGGUGAAGUGGUUAUGUUAUUAUUAAUGAAUAUUUUGUUUCUUUUGAGAAACAUCUAAUGUGUUUUAGGAAACAUUAAUAUGCAUGAUUCAGAGAUGAUAUAUCCAAGGGGAAAAACAAAACGUUUUUGUUCCUAUAUAAUAAUACCGAAAGCGCUUGUCCUUAUGUUAUAUUAAAAUCUAAUGGUAUCAACCAAUUUCUGUUAAAAUUUUGGCUAAUUUUGUGUUCUAUUUUUAUCUAUUAAGUGACAAUACGACCAGGAAUAACAUAAUCUUUGUUAAGUAGACGUUCUUUCAAGUUGAUAUGGGAAACAGAAAUUGACACUAUUGGCUGAAUUAAUACAAGUUGUAGAUUCAACGGCAUUAUUUGAUAUAUAUUCAAAAUGUAACGACAAAAUAUUCUGAUAGAGACAUUGAAUACUUGAUAUGUCCUUCAGUAUUUGCAUGUUCUACACACUGUUUCCCUUUAAGUCAGGGUGUGUAUCUCAAUGAAUGAACACCAUGGUACAUUUUAAAUUGGUUACAAUCUUUUUUUCGACACAGAAGAAAGAAAAUAAUAUUUGAUUUCGUUUGCGAGAAUACAUUAUGAAUUAUAACGUGUCUGAUUAUACUGAAGCCUGCAUUAAUCGAUAUAUUUCAUAAUAGUACAGUCUAAUCAAUAGCAGAACAAUGUUGUUUUGUAAUCAUUGAAAUUUUAAUUAUACAAUGAUGGUCCUAUAUACAGGUUUUUAGCUAAAUUGUCAAAUAUCUUUAAAUAUUAAGAGGAUAUUCUUUCCUUUGAGUGAAAUAUGGAAUAUAUUUUCACGAAACAUGAUAAAAUGCCACAUAUUUUCACGAGCCGAGACGACUUUUCUACUGUGAAAUCAGAAAUUUUUCGCGAUGGCUUAAAUUUUUCUUAUUUCGCGAAUUGAGAUUUUCGCGGAAAAUGUUCUUUAAGAAGCUACUAGCUUAUGAAAGUAUAAUAUAUAUAUUAAACUGAACUAAGUGGAGAAAUUCGCAAAUAUUUAACUUUGCCAUUUAGUCAGCAAUGUUGAUUUCGGGGUAAUUAUGGUCGAUUGAAAAAAGCUGACUUUACAGUAUUUGAUAACUCUUCUAGAGUAUAAGUCAUUACUUUAAACGAAAACCUGUUAUUUAUGACCGCACAUUUUUUUGUUCUGUUCCAUUUCAUAACCAAUAAAUACAGUGUAUAUCAACUAGUUAAGAAGAAAACACAGAGACGCACACACAUGCGCGCGCACGCACGC
Ruditapes philippinarum (Manila clam) is the source of this 3544-nucleotide messenger RNA. RefSeq lists its product as uncharacterized. Lineage: Eukaryota; Metazoa; Mollusca; Bivalvia; Venerida; Veneridae. The record is from RefSeq and is a predicted model, not a curated record. The transcript has 5 exons. Bases 1701 to 2360 code for a protein of 219 amino acids.